AAUGUCUAUAGACCUAGAAGAGCCAGUGUCCCACAUACAAACCGCUCUUUCCACUUUCAGCAUCAGGCCAGACCGACCAACGGAGCAGGACAGCCAUAGGAUACCACAUGCCCAGCUAAGAAGGGGAGAAGAGAGAGACAGAGAAGGGGAUAUAGAGGAGAAUAGACAGAGAGGGAGGUAGAGAAAGAUAGAGAGGAGAAAGGGAGACGAGUGAGACAGAAGAAAAGUACUUUCUGUAAGAGUAGAGGAAAAGAAGGAGAGAUGCCUGCUGCCCUUCUCAGACCCAGAGUGGCCCUGGCCCAGACCAACCUGAUCAGCACGCUGCUGUUGUCUCUCUGGCUCCACACCGGCUCCGUCACUGGAGGCAUAAUGAAGGCUGAUGAGACCCAGCAUGGUGGCGGGGACACCAUCAGCCACUCCCUGGCCCUGGUGCAGCAUCUGGAGGCCCUGCUGGCUCAGGGGAAUGGCAGUGAUGUGGCCCUCAGGGUGCAGACAGUGGGAGCAGAGCAGGUAAAGGUGAUCCAGGCCCACUCCCUGAUGCUGUCCCUGCAGAGCCCUGUGUUCGAGGAACUGCUGCUCAGCCGUAACGGCACCACCCUGGUCCUCCUGGAGACCGCUGAGUGUGCUGCCGUCUUCGACAAGUUCAUCAGGUACCUGUAUUGUGGAGAGAUCUCCCUGUGUCUGGAGCAGGCCACCUCUCUACACAAGCUGGCCACUAAGUACCGCGUCCAGGGCCUUCAGCAGGGGGUCACCCAGUACAUGACCCAGAACCUGGCCAGCAACUCCCCUUCUGGACACGUGGUGGAAUGGUACCAGUACGCCCUGCAGACUGGAGACGUGGCCCUGCGGGACAGCUGUCUGCAGUACCUGUCCUGGAACCUGUCCUCUGUGCUGCAGAGUGGGGAGUGGACACAUGUCAGCAACGACCUGCUCAUGACCCUGCUGCAGCGCUCAGACCUCAUCCUGCAGAGUGAAAUGGAGCUCUUCGCGGCACUAGAGGCCUGGAUCAACCAGAACAAACCGGAUGCUCUAACGGCCGAGAACGCUCUGAGAGCCGUCCGUUAUGCCAUGAUGCCCCCUCUGGAGCUCUUUCGCUUGCAGACCCAGUCUCCUGUUCUGGCCCGCUACCAGGAAUCGGUCCGGGACCUCCUCUACCAGUCCUACCAGUUCCACUCCUCCUCCCCCCUCCACAUGGCCAAGUACUUUGACGUGAACUGCAGUCUCUUCAUGCCCAGGAACUACCUCUCCCCUGCCUGGGGGAGUCCUUGGGUCAUUAACAACCCCAUGAGGGACGACCGCAGCACCAGCUUCCAGACGCAGCUGGGCCCCAGCGGCCAUGAUGCCAACAAGAGGGUGACCUGGAACUCCCUGUUCUCGCCCCGUUGGUUGCCCCUCAGCAUGAGGCCAAUGUACUCCGAACAGGGUUCCACACAGCCGACACGUGUUGACGGAGGCCGCCUGCGCAUCAUUAUUACUCCCGCUACGUCGAGUGCAGAGUUUGCCGGGGUGAGCUUCCAGAAGACGGUGGUGGUGAUGACGAGGAAGCAGGGAAAGAUGGUGGUGAGACAUGUUUAUAAUUUCCACCAGAGCACCGAGGAGACUGGUGAUUUCCUGGUGGAAGCCGAUCUGCACCGUAAGACAUCUGAGUACCUGGUCGAUGGUUCCCUCCAUCUACACAUCGUGGUGAAGCCGCUCUACCAGACCCUCAUAGCUACAAAGAAAUGACCACCUCCACUCUUUCUAUGUGUCCCAAUUCUCUAUCCUUCUGCUCUGAGUGUGCACUUGUUCACUUCCCUUCAGGUCACUUGUUCACUUCCCUUCAUGCACGUGGAGGAGUGCAUGAGUGCACACUUUGGGAGAAAUCCCUCUCCGUACAUGCAGUGGUAUGGUGGACACCAUGUAAGCCAAGCACUGCCCUCUUAAAGCAUCACACUCAUAUCGCAUAAUAUGCAAUGUCAAGGGAGAACCAACCCACCCCAUCAUGUCUGCAGUGUAUGGGAUACAUGGAUAGUAGACGAUAUCUGUUUGAUAGCUUUUAGAAACAUUUUGAACAGUAUUUAUUCAAGAUCAAUAUGUCUUUCAAACUUAGCUAUGUUUUAAAUACUAUUUCUCUUGGUGAUAUUAUAUGCCAGGCAUUUACCUCAAAGGGGUCUUUGCCAUUCAUCACAUCUGACAUGGUCACCCUGUCCAGGUGCUUAUAGCCAUUCUGUUUCUCAUGUAGCAUACCAAGGCCUACAAACCAAAGUAGUAGAAAUUGAUAGUGAAAUGGAUUGAAUCCAUAUAGCCAGUUUGUAUAAUAAAUAACACUACAUUUAUCAAAAACAUUUUUAGAUUAGAUUGUCACUUAUUUUUAUUAAUAAUAGUAAAUAUUAGUUAUCUUAGAAAAUUUAAAAAAUCAUACAAAGUUUGAGGAGCUUUUAUUAUUCUCAUGUUGCUUGUGGUACCAUCCAAUAAAGCGAAGUUCUUCCAGGGCAUUUUCUGUGUUUCCAAUAUUUUAGAGUGAUGUAUUACAAAUAUAGCUUAUGUCUUUGUUUAUUGAAAAUGCCUGCAUAUGAGUGCAUUCAAAUGGGGAACUUCCAAGUUUCAUUUAAUGUAAAUCAUAAUACACUUUAAAUUAAUAUUGUGACGUAUCGCUACGACCUCCGCCUAGCCAUCGAACAGGCAAAAGGACAAUAUCGGAAUCCUAUUAUACCUGCUCCAACGCUCGACACACGUGGCAGGGGCUACAGUGCAUUACGGACUACAAAUUAAGCCCUAGCCGUGACUUGCCCAAUGAUACCGCUCUACCAGACAAACUCAAUGCCUUUUAUGCACACUUCGACAAAGAACAACGAGGAGCCCUGCGUAAGGCUCCCCGCUAAUCCGUAGGACUCGGUGAUCUCUCUCUCCGAGGCUAACAUGAGUAAGGUUUUUAAACAGGUCAACGCUUGUAAGGCCACAGGGCAAGACGAUAUUCCAGGGCGUGUCCUCAGGGCAUGUGCAGACCAGCUGGUAGGCGUAUUCAGAUAUGUUCAACCUCUCAAUGUCCCAGUCUGUAAUCGCCACAUUUCAAUCUAACUACCAUCAUUCCUAUCCCCCAAAAAACUCCAAGCCAUCCUGUCACAAUAACUACCAACCUCAAGCACUCACAUCUGUAAUAAUGAAGGGCAUUGAAAGGCUGGUCAUUGCACAAAUCAAGUCUAUCAUGCCAGACACCCUGGCCCCACUCCAACUUGCAUACUACCCCAACAGAUCCAUAGAUGCCACAAUCUCAAUUGCACUCCACUCUGCCCUCUCCCACCUUGAAAAGAGCAGUGCCUAUGUGAGGAUGCUGUUCAUUGACUACUGCUCAGCGUUCAACACCAUAGUGCGCUCUAAAGUCAUCACCAGGCUGGGACUGAACACCCACCUCUGCAACUUGAUCCUGGACUUCCUGACAGGUUGACACCAGGUAUUUGUAUUUAUUAUGAAUCCCCAUUAUCUGCUGCCAAAGCAGUAGCUACUCUUCUUGGGGUCCAGCAAAAUUAAGGUAGUUAUUAUAUACAAUUUUAAAUUGUAUAUUGUCCCACCGGGAAUCAGUAUCAAGAAGAAAAAAGUAUGAAAAUGUAUGCACUGACUACUGUAAGUCGCUCUGGAUAAGAGCAAUACAACACAUAAAAACAUUAAA
Molecule: messenger RNA, 3646 nt
Organism: Oncorhynchus gorbuscha (pink salmon)
Lineage: Eukaryota; Metazoa; Chordata; Actinopteri; Salmoniformes; Salmonidae
Product: BTB/POZ domain-containing protein 17-like
Exons: 6
Coding region: 262-1725 (487 amino acids)
Molecular function (GO): protein binding
Source: RefSeq, a predicted model, not a curated record